This is a messenger RNA of Doryrhamphus excisus (bluestripe pipefish), 1748 nucleotides long. Lineage: Eukaryota; Metazoa; Chordata; Actinopteri; Syngnathiformes; Syngnathidae. The record is from RefSeq and is a predicted model, not a curated record.
UAACCAGGAAGUAAAUACAGCCGGGCAAGUAUCACAAACGUGAAUGUCAACUGAGAGAAGACUGACACGGUAGACGCAUAAAUUGCAGUUAAACCUGUUUUAUGUCUCUACAAGUUAGCACCACUUGUACAUUUUAAAGAUUUAGGCGUCGGGAUGUUAUUAAGAUGCUCCGGGCUGCGGCAAAAUCGCUUUUUGUCACCGCUGUGUCCAGAAGAACGCUGUUAACUCUCAGGCAAUUCUCAAAGAAGACUCCACGGAAGCUCAGAGUUUCUGAGGCAAUUUCAGGCUCUGUGCUGGGAGCCGAUAUCCAAGUAUUAGGCUGGGUUCGUUCUGUCAGAUCGCAGAAGGCAAAUUUGUUCCUGGAUGUGAACGAUGGAAGCUCCCUGCAGUCAUUGCAGAUAGUCGCCAGUCCAGAGCUGAAUGACCCAUUGCUUACAUUUGGGAGUGCCGUGGAAGUGAGAGGAACACUAAAGAAAAGUCAGCACCAAAAGCAGCCGGUAGAGCUGGAAGCAGAGCACAUUCACAUCAUUGGAGAAUGUAACCCUGUGGAUUUCCCGUUUAAAAUCAAAGAGCGACACAAGCUGGAGUACAUCCGCCAGUUCCCGCAUCUUCGCAGCAGAACCAACGCCUUCAGCGCCUUGUUGAGGAUACGAAGCGAGGCCACCUCAGCUGUUCACUCGUAUUUCAAGGAGAAUGGCUUUUUGCACAUCCACACGCCCAUCAUCACUUCCAACGACUGUGAAGGUGCAGGCGAGCUCUUCCAGGUUGAGCCUUCCGACUCAGAGAGUGAGAUUCAUUUCUUCUCGGUUCCGGCCUACCUAACGGUGUCUGGACAGCUCCACUUGGAGGUCAUGUCAGGGUCAUUUUCCAGAGUUUACACUUUUGGGCCGACCUUUCGCGCAGAGAACUCGCAGAGCCGGCGCCAUCUGGCCGAGUUUUACAUGGUGGAGGCGGAGGUGGCCUUCACGGAGUCCAUCCAGGACCUGAUCAAGGUCAUGGAGGACGUGUUCAGGUGGACCACCGAGCACGUGUUGGACCGCUGUGCUCAUGAUGUGAAUUUGUUUCAUAAGCACGUGACAGCGGGUCACAGGGACGCCGUGGAGGCCAUGCUGAAGGAGCGCUUCCACGUGAUCACCUACAGCGAGGCCAUAAACAUCCUGAACCGCAGCUCCCAGACGUUCACCUUCCCAACACACUGGGGCUGCGACCUUCAGACGGAGCAUGAGAAGUACCUGGUGAAACAUUGUGGCCAGCGUCCCGUCUUCGUCACUGAUUACCCCUACCAGCUCAAACCCUUCUACGCCAGAGACAACCAGGACGGCCCUGAGCACACGGCCGCCGCUGUGGAUCUUCUGGUGCCAGGGGUCGGGGAGCUAUGCGGGGGCUCGCUGAGGGAGGAGAGGCUGGACCUGCUGAGAGCUCGCCUGGAGGAGGUGGGAUUAGAAGACGCCUACAGCUGGUAUUUGGAUUUGAGGCGCUUUGGCUCCGUCCCGCAUGGUGGAUUCGGCAUGGGCUUUGAACGAUACCUGCAGUGCAUUCUGGGAGUGGAGAACAUCAAAGAUGUGAUUCCUUUUCCCAGAUGUUCACACUCAUGUCUUCUAUAGAUAAGGAACUUUGCAGGCAGCUUCCCGACGGUGGGCGUGGUGUAGAGCUGGGAAAACAAGCCACAGACGCCCCGUGACGCUGCCGCGCAUCAGUCGAGCUUCCCCCGCGGAGGAGCCAGGGAUCGCCCGCUGACGUCUCCGUGA